Messenger RNA from Neocloeon triangulifer, 2608 nucleotides. Its product is annotated as beta-1,4-glucuronyltransferase 1-like. The coding region runs from base 99 to 1514 and encodes 471 amino acids. NCBI's taxonomy places the organism in Eukaryota, Metazoa, Arthropoda, Insecta, Ephemeroptera, Baetidae. The transcript has 6 exons. The record is from RefSeq and is a predicted model, not a curated record.
GUCUGGCAAGACGGGGCGCCCACGCAUUGCAACUGCGAGGGCCUGCGGGCGGGCUGCCCUUUCGUAAACAAAGGAUGGGUCCGGUGACCUGAGGGACGAUGGGCGCCUUCAGGGUGGUGGCCACCUGCCUGCACCGAAGCAGGAACGUCUUCAGACUGCUCGUCUUCAUCAUGGUGGCCACCCUAGGCACGGCCGUCGUCUUCUACCUCAAAGUGGAGGACCGUGGCGACUACCUCGGCCGCCUCCACGGCCCCCACCACUUCGGACGCAACCUCGGCAUGAUGGAGGAGUUCCAGCCUGGCCAACACCUCAAAGGUCGACCCUUCAGCAGCAAAUCGUAUUGCAACUUCACCUUCAAGCCUGUGGAUUCUGCAGAUCCUUGGGACAUGUUGGCCUUCGACCCUGGCCAGGUGCAACCGAGCGUGCAACUGGGAGAGGAUGGGCCGUACAGGGUGGUCUACAACGUCGUCUCGAGUUUGAACGCGUCUCGGGGUGCCAUCACGUACUGCACGCACGCCACCCCCGAUUUCAUCUUCCACCUGAGCGAGUUGUUGCUGCACUGGGACGGCGCGGUCAGUGUGACGCUUUACGCCCCCGGCUCGGACGCACAUUUGGCUGCCCUGUUGGUCGACAAACUGUGCAGAUGCGUCCCACAAAUGGCACAGGUGUCCGUGCACCUCUCCUACCCCAAGGAUAUGCCACCGGUCAAGGGUGACUGGGUGACAGUCGAUGAUUUGAAGAUGGACGACUGCAGUCCUCCCGCAAAGAAAAUCGACACGCAAAGGAAAACGCAAGAUUUGACGUACCCAGUCAACGUGGGUCGCAACGCAGCCCGACAGGCGUCAAAAACCAAUUUUGUUCUCGUCUCGGACAUCGAAUUAAUUCCAAGCAGGGGCCUCAACGAUCAAUUCGCAGUUCUGCUGCGCCGACUGACUGAACGAAGAAACAUCUUGAUGAAAACUCGCGCCGUGAGCAACUGGACGGGCAAGGGCUUCGUCUACGUUCUGCCCGUUUUUGAGAUUGAGCCGUCAGCCUCUGUUCCGCAAGACAAGGAGCAACUUUUGAAGCUCUACUCAAAGGACAGGGCCGUGUUUUUUCACCGCUGGGUUUGUCCACACUGCCAGAAAUUCCCAGGCUUACAAAAGUGGCUCAAGCGUAAAGGGAAAGCCGAUUUCAUUCAGCCUUUGAUAGUGGUGAACCGGGAAUACCCUUUUCACAGAUGGGAGCCAGUGUACAUUGGCACUAAAAAUGAACCACUUUACAGUGAGGAGCUCACUUGGGAGGGUCAGCAAGACAAAAUGACCCAAAUGGAUCAGAUGUGUCUGGAGGGUUACAAAUUUGUGAUUUUGGACCGAGCUUUUCUAGUUCAUUCGCCAGGAAUCAAACGGAAGUCGCCGAUAGUGAGUAAGUGGCGGAAGCCCCACGAGCAGAAAAACAUGAAAUUGUACAUCAGCAUCACGCAGAAUUUGCUUAAAAAGUACGAAAACCCAAAUCAGCGUUGCAAACUUCAAUGAAAAGUUCCAUUACCAGUGCAGCAUUUGUAUGUAAACCUAGGCACUCUAUACUUAAAUUCCUCCUGUGAUUGAGGUUCUUUUCUACCGAUUAGAGUUUCUAGCUGUAGAAUAAAAUCUGUAAUGUCUGUGAUUCACACAACUAUGCUGAAUAACUCUUGAAACUAUAAUUGAAGUUUAUCUUUAGGCUAGGGUCUCUUGAGAGGUUGACAAUUUCUUAUAAUUCAACAGUUAAUAAUUUUGCGAUAGAUAAGUUGAAGUUAAAAGAUGGUCCUUUGCGCAACUUAAAAAAAAAAAUUAUUUUGGACCAACAACCAAUAUUGAUCGCAUUAUCAAAAGCCAUUUUAGUAUUUUUCUGUCACUUGUUUUGUUAAAAAACAUUCUCUUAAAAAUAAUUCCAAAAAGAUUUAUCAGGAUCUUCUCUUCAGCAUAAUUUUAUUCAUUCUCUGAAAGUCUUCAGACCCUUUAUCAACCCUUGCAUUCCCUAGUUAAUAAAAUUUGAGUUAUUAAAUUAAAAAUUUCUGGAAAUUUACCAUAGCCACAAUUUAGCCUUCAAUUUUAACGUAACUGUUUUCCUACGAGUUUAGAAUUUAGAACACACAUUCUGAAGAAUAAUAUUAAUAAUUUUUGAAACACCAAAGUGACGCAGAGCCUCUCCACAGAAUUAGAAUGCGUUGCUCAUUCUAAAAUUCAUCUGUCCCUAGCCGCGCUUAGCAAAAUUUAGUGGAAGACUAUUUUAAACAAAAAAGAAAAAUGCAUAAAUUUCACUCUGUCGGUGUUUUUUCCCCUUACGAGUCUGAAUUUCACACGACUUGUUAGCAUGGACCUUGUGAAUGUUAGGCGUAACCGAUUCAAAAACUAUGUAAUCUGUGUGUCAUCCACGACCAAUUUGUGUUGCCAAACGACCCAUGAAGUGAUUUUUAUAAUAUUCUUGUAUUUGCAAAGCUGUCGGUGUUGCGCAUUUUGUCUAAUAUGAGUGAGCAUAGAAAAAGCACACGUGAAUAAUUAUAUGUAAAUUGACCCUUGGGGAUAUAAUUAUAAUGUAUAAUAUAUGCAUUUCAAUUUCGAUGUUGUUGAUCGGAGCAAAAAAUAAAAUU